GAGUUUGACAUUGACUAAUUGCAAAUAAAAAUUGCCUAAAAUCCUUAAAAUUAAGGAUUAAUAUUGGCAGCAAUUGGAUUACAUUAUCGGCGAAAUAAUAACUUUCAGUAUUCUUUUUGUAAAUACAAGCUUUUUAAAACAGUUCUAAAUAUAUAUUCUUUCCCAUUCAUAAGUAAAAAAUAGGCAAAACAUAAAUUAACAGCAAUGGCUAUUGUGAAAACACCAGUACUCAAAGUUAUUUUAUGUGGUGAAUAUGGUGUUGGAAAAAGCUCAAUUUUCAGGCGUUUUAUAAACAACACAUUUGUACCAAGCUCAGACAGACGAUCAACAUUAGGAUUAGAUCAUUUCGAGAAGCUCUAUCAAGUCGCCGACAAGGACGUUAAAUUACAGUUAUGGGACACUGGUGGUAUGGAGAGAAUAGCAUCAGUAACAUCCAGUUAUUACAAAUUUGCUGAAGCAGCAAUACUGGUGUUUUCAUUGGAUAAUGCAUCUUCAUUCCAUGUGUUAAGUCAACAUUUGUUAGAAAUAGUAACAUAUGCUGAGAAUGCAAAAAUAUUCUUAUGUGGAAAUAAAUCUGACUUGGAAGGAUCAUCACCACAAGUAACUGAUGCAGAUAUAGAAAACUUUUGUGAACAGUGUCACAAUCUUAUCAGUACUACAUAUAAAACAUCUUGUAAAACUGGUAAGGGAUUGGAAGAAAUGUUUUCUGAUAUUGCUCUACAGUUAGUAGAUUCUAACAGGUCUAGGAUAGAGCUGCAGACUUUAGACCAUAACAGUUUUAAAAUAACUCAGCCUGAACCUCCAGAAGAACCCCAUUGUAGUUGUUAGACCAUAGACUAAUGUCUACUUUUUUAUGUAUAUAAUUUACACGUAUCCAGUAUUUUACAAACUCUGAUAUGAAUUAUUUACUGUCGUGUGUAUUCAGCAUGGCCUAAUUGAAUGAUAACAGUUUUAAUAAUUAUUCUGUAUUUGUAAUUUACAUAAGAAUUAUUUUUGGAGUAUUUGCGUAUUGGUAGAUGAUUUGCUAUAAUUAAUACUCAAUAAUUAGGCUUUUGCUAGAAAAUUUGCUCAUAAGAAUAUUUGGAUUUGUAUACAUUUUUAUUAAUACAAAAGAUAUCAUUUAUGGUAUAGGUUUUAUACAAUUGACAAAAUUUUUAAAAUAUUCCAGCUUUUACCACAGGUAUGGGCAAUAUUUGACAUGUUGUGAGCUAAACUGUAGUGUGCAAAUACAUUUAAAUGGUUUUUUUCACGAUAUCUCGUGAGCUGGUUAUCUUACAGUGGGCCGGUUUUUGCCCAUAUGUGUUUUACCAAUAGGAUAAAUUUCUUAUUGGUUCAAUUGAUGUCAUAUAUUUUUUUUUUAUUCACAAAUGUUUCUUGCAUAUCUAAGUUAUUUUUAUCUAAGGAUUAUUUUCUUAUUAUUAUGAUAAGAUGUAAUAGUAUAUUAAAAGUACCUGACACAAUCCGUUAAUGUUGUAGUGUACUGCUGAUAUUUUUUUAUAUUUUUUUUGUUGAUAUUUACUAUAAUAAUUGGUGUAAGUUAUAUGUAGAAUUAAUUAUUUUACUAGUCAAUAUUAUAUUGACAAGGUAUGAAAUGUUGUAAUAUUCAAAAUAAGCAUAAUUGUGACCUAUCACUGAAAGUGUGAUUUGCUUUUUACUCACAAGAUUAAAUACAAAAUUCAAUUAAUUAUACUUAUACCGUAUUAACAACUAAUCUUGAUACUAAUAUAAAUUUAGUUUGCCUUUUUGCUAUACUAACCAAGUUAUAAACUGUAAAACCCUGUAUUUUUGUUUUACCAUUGAUCAAAAAAAUUUCAAACUUAGAUCUUUUAAAUUCAAUGGACAUAAAAUUGACUACCACACUUACAAUUUUACAAAAUUGUCUGUCUGUGUACUGUCUUUAUAAAUGCUUUUAUCAAGACAUUACUGCCUAAACUCUAGUCUCUUUUUCGUUAUAUAGAAUUUGUCUCGGAAUAAUUUAGAUCUAUUCUCUAAAAUUGACAAGUUUUAAUUUUCAAUCUUUUUGUAAUUUUUUAAAUCUUGUUUUAUAAUGUGCUAAUUUACACCUUUUAAGAUAACCUCGAAUAGAAUGUCGUUUCCGCCUUAGUUAACUAAGCAAAUUCUAAAAACUCGACUACAAAUAAAAAAUGACACCAGACACAAUCCAGUAAUUUCGUUUAUUUAAUACUUUACCUUUCUCUUGAUUAUUUGAUCCUUGGGAUUGUAUGAAAAGAAUAAUGGAAUGAAUAAAAAUUUCUAUUCAAAUGGUAAACAUAUAUGUUAAUUUUAAUAAUGUGUUCAUCGCUUCAAAUACCGUAUUGAAUGAUGGAAAUGUAUGCUAAUAUUUUUGUAGCAGUUUUAUUGUCAUUCAUUAAUCGAGCUCUCUUUUAUUUGUAACAAUGAGUUAUGUAAUUUUAUGCUGAAGUGCAU
Molecule: messenger RNA, 2427 nt
Organism: Papilio polytes (common Mormon)
Lineage: Eukaryota; Metazoa; Arthropoda; Insecta; Lepidoptera; Papilionidae
Gene: RabX6
Product: ras-related protein Rab-30
Exons: 3
Coding region: 205-828 (207 amino acids)
Biological process (GO): regulation of endocytosis
Cellular component (GO): endosome
Molecular function (GO): GTP binding; GTPase activity
Source: RefSeq, a predicted model, not a curated record